AUGCCAGCAAUUGGCUCUGGUGUCCCUCAGGGAUUGUUUUCACAAGGCCAGCAGCACAGAUCCAUUGAAAUCAGGUCCCAGGACUACAGUAGUCAUGCACCUGGAACUGCUGUUGGAGCUAUGGCGGCAGCUCAGACCCUGGCUUGUCCCAGCCCCCUGCAUGCACAUGCCCACAAAGCCCACACCCAUUGUCUGUUUGGAUGUCCCCCAGGUGCUGAAUUCACAAAGCCAAUGGCAAAGGCAAAAGUCCGUGGCUCAUGCAGCCAUGGGGAAAGAUUUCAGCCCUGUUUCACAAGUCACGCAGCCCCUGGGGCUCAGCUGUGGCCUCAGCCCUGCCUCUGCACAUGGGCAACCUGCUGGUGUCUGCUCCCAGAGCCCACCAAGACUAGAAUCGUGCUUCUGCCGUGCCUUUCAAUUUUGUAUUUCAGAUUAACUGCUCCUUUUCCUCCACGUUCUGAAGGCCUUCUAAGAAAUUUCCUUCCCAGUUCAUCUGAUAAGCCUUCAGACCUGAAAUAUACCAAAGGCUGCAAUGGGGCAGUAUGGGAGGUGGAUGGUGAGAUUUUCUUCCUUUUCUAUGGCCCAGCCCCAGUUCCAGCCACAAGUCCUGCUAAUGGUACCUCACCAGGCUCCAACCCUCCUGUAAGGAGUGGUCUUAAAGAAGAUCUAGAAGUCAUGAGAGACAAUGUAAUAGUUGAAUUGGAAAGAAAAUUGGAUUUGAACAGUGGCUCUCCAACUCCAGUGUACUUGUACGUGAGGAUGAGAAUUACCCUGGGAGGUGAAUUUAAAAGGCAGAUUCUCAAGCUCUACCCUCUGAGAAUCUGGGUCUGCUCAAGGAGUAAGGCCAAGGAGUUUGAAUUUUUAACAAGGUCCCCAGGGGACGCUUGCAGACGUUAAGGCCUUGGAACACCUUGGAGAACCACUACAUGGGAUGAUGUCUAAGAUCUCCUCUAAGCCUAAUGUUCUCUGACCCGCUGAAGACUAUGGCAAUGGGAAUGAGGGGCUUCUAUCCAUUCCCUGAAUAGGAACACCAAAACUCUAAGCACCACCAUCCUGACCUUGGCUCCAACGUAAGUGACCACAUGAGUCACAUGUGUGUUAGUGACCACCUAACAUAUGCUCUAAGCAACUGACAAAGUAACCACCUUGUCAUUAUGAACACAAAGUACCACCUUUAGUAUUCACACACAUCUAUGAAAAGGUAAGUGUUUAAAAAAGACUCAAGGGCUUCCCUGGUGGCGCAGUGGUUGAGAAUCUGCCUGCCAAUGCAGGGGACAUGGGUUCGAGCCCUGGUCUGGGAAGAUCCCACAUGCCGCGGAGCAACUGGGCCCGUGAGCCACAACUACUGAGCCUGCGCGUCUGGAGCUUGUGCUCCGCAACAAGAGAGGCCGCGACAGUGAGAGGCCCGCGCACUGCGAUGAAGAGU
Messenger RNA from Eubalaena glacialis (North Atlantic right whale), 1423 nucleotides. RefSeq lists its product as uncharacterized. The transcript has 4 exons. Bases 1 to 894 code for a protein of 297 amino acids. The record is from RefSeq and is a predicted model, not a curated record. NCBI's taxonomy places the organism in Eukaryota, Metazoa, Chordata, Mammalia, Artiodactyla, Balaenidae.